Euleptes europaea (tarantolino) is the source of this 540-nucleotide messenger RNA. Its product is annotated as adenylate cyclase CyaB-like. The record is from RefSeq and is a predicted model, not a curated record. NCBI's taxonomy places the organism in Eukaryota, Metazoa, Chordata, Lepidosauria, Squamata, Sphaerodactylidae. The coding region runs from base 1 to 540 and encodes 179 amino acids. The transcript has 5 exons.
AUGAUGGUGGAUUUUAUGCCGGCUAACGUAGAGAUCAAGGCGCGGGUGCGAGAUCGGGUGAAACUAGUAAGCAAUGCCGAGCGGCUGAGCGGGUCAUCAGGCUGUGUCAUCGCGCAGACAGAUACAUUCUUUCCUGUGCCCUGCGGACGGCUGAAACUGCGGGACUUCCGGGACGGCCAUGGGCAACUGAUAUUUUAUGACCGCCCUGACGCACAAGGCCCGAAGCUCUCCCAUUAUGCCAUUUCGCCCACAGAAGAUCCCUCAGGUCUGGCGACCGUGCUCUCCCAGGCCCUCGGAGUGAAGGGUGUGGUGAAGAAGGAGCGCCGCCUCUACAUGGUGGGCCAGACACGAGUCCACGUGGAUCAUGUGGAAGGGCUGGGUGACUUCAUGGAACUUGAGGUGGUGCUGGAGGAGCAGCAGAACCCACAGGAAGGGGAGCGCCUGGCCCAGCAGCUGAUGGCGGAGCUGGGCGUCGACCAAGAGGACUUGCUCACCGGGGCCUACCUGGACCUGAUGGCAGGAGGGGAGCCACAGGCAUGA